AUGGCGGCUGCUAGCACGUCCGACGGUGUCCGUGAGGCGGUGUUUUCCUUGAUCCAGGUGGCAGAUCUGCAAGGCUUGCAGGUCAUCACCCCAGGCGAUUUCGACUGGUCUGUGCCAGGGGGCACGACCAAGAUACUGCCACUGAUUGAAGCGAUGGUGGGGAGCAAAACAGACAAGACGCUUGCAGGGGUGACGACACGGGUUGAGAUGAUACGCUGGAUGGUGAAAGCAGGCGCGAACCCUCUCCAAGCCCAUUCUCAUGAACAAGAACAUUGGAUUUGGAAAGUCUCCGACAAAGACAAGACGAUGAUUCGGAUUCCAUACAACAGAAGUGCCAUUUCUUUCGCUUGUGAACUCCUGGCGGCCAUGAAAGCAGCACCUCAGGGCACGGAUUGGUCGUUUAAAAUCACAGCUUUCGAACGCUUCUUGGCUGCGUUAACCCGAGGUGCGCCCACAAGGAACACCGUCUCGGUGCGUCAAGGUUUGGUCGACAUGUGGGAGUCCAUUCGCGAGAUGACCUCCACGCACAACGUGGUCUUCGAAGCAGCAGAUGAAGAAGUGUGGGCUCACGACCUUGUUCUUGUUGCGGCCUCGCCUGUUCUGAAGGCCAUGCUAAAGUCCACAAUGACGGAAGGCUCGAGCAAGCGGAUUUCAGUCAAGGAUUCGUUGGGUUCUGGCGUGCGGCUCUUCGUGGACAUGCUCUACACGAGCUCCACGCGUGACGAGCCUGACUACAAGACGGUGCUGAUUGCCUUGGACUUGGCCCAUCGCUGGCAGGUCGACCGCAUAGUGCCGGUACUUGCCGGGAUUUUGCCAGAAAUGAUUACCGUCGAUAGCUUUGCUGCCAUCGCGGAAGCUGCCAUGCUCAAGGGUUUGGAGCCUUUGCAACGGGCAUGCAGGACAGUUGCGGCCAACAACAGUGACAUCAAGACCAUGCUGGAGACAUGCACUCUCCCGACAGAGGUGCGAAAGCUGCUGGGGGAGUCCAAGGCCCCGUCAGCAGAGCAAGGGCUACGCAAGAAGCGGCGGAUCUUCACUGAGAGCUAA
Symbiodinium sp. CCMP2592 is the source of this 1047-nucleotide messenger RNA. The record is from the annotation of a GenBank genome assembly. NCBI's taxonomy places the organism in Eukaryota, Dinophyceae, Suessiales, Symbiodiniaceae.